Molecule: messenger RNA, 3690 nt
Organism: Amphiprion ocellaris (clown anemonefish)
Lineage: Eukaryota; Metazoa; Chordata; Actinopteri; Pomacentridae
Gene: wdr31
Product: WD repeat domain 31
Exons: 10
Coding region: 434-1501 (355 amino acids)
Molecular function (GO): protein binding
Source: RefSeq, a predicted model, not a curated record
UGCUAAAUAGUAAAUCUGACUUUUAUUGUGUAAGAGACUUUUACUUUGUAAGAGAAAGCCCCGUGUCACGUGAUCCCGCUCUCUCCUGGAUACCAGAAAGCGUCGCUUACGGUCGCUACGGAGGGAGGGAUGCCUGAGUUGUAGUCAAAAGACACUUACGAGCAUUUUUCCCAUGUAGUUAGGACCACGCACGGUCAUGGCAGCCUGCGGGAAACGCUUCGUUGUCGUUUCGGCAACGACUCUACCAAGUUUUAAUGUUUGUACACUCACGUUUUAGCGCACUGCUCUGUCUUAGCAUGACAGAUACAGAUUAGUUAGCAUGCUAGCGAGCUAGCCUCCCAGCCUGAGCAUCAGCCAGCGAUCACAGCUGCCGGUGACAGCAUGUGUUUUUGUGUGUCUGUGUAUCAGUGUGAUUGCAGGUUCCAAGGCAGACAUGGGUAAACUACAGAGCAAGUUUCGCAAGAGGUCUGAGCUCUACAGGGCAUCUCAGGGGGAGAAGGCAGAUAACGCCUUUGACAGUCAGGUGGUGCAGUACGAACCUGCCCAUCAUGGAUCCAUCAACACUGUGACCAACCUCAGCCCAGAUCUGUGUGUUUCUGGUGGGACUGACCAGGCGGUGGUGGUGUACGACUGGAAACAAGGCCGGAUGUGUCAGUCCUUCCAGGGUCACAACCGAGAGGUUACCAAGGCGAUUUGUUAUCCAGGUAGUACGUGGAUCUUUAGUGCCUCACGGGACAAGACUGUUCUGAUGUGGGACCUGAACCAGGGCGAUGAACAUAUUCAGGAAUUUUGUGGCCAUGAGUUGGUGGUCAAUGGACUUGCUAUCAGCCCUGAUGGGAGAAAGCUGUGCACCGGUUCUCGAGACAACUGGAUGUGCCUGUGGGAUAUAGAAUCGGCAAAAUGUGAACAGAGACAAAACAUCUCUAGAAACCUGGUGACUCAUGUGUGUUGGGUGCCAGCCAGCUCCUCUGUAGUCCAGACCUCUGAGGAUAAGACCAUAAGGGUGUGGGACAGCCGGACAUGGCAGGUGACCAAUACUUUUCCAGCUAAGCAAUACAUCCAGACCCACUGUGACGUCUCUCCAAAUGGUCACUACUUGGUGUCCAGCAGUAAUGGCUUUGGAGGACAGGGCUGUGAAGCCACGCUCUGGGACCUGCGUCAGCCUGGCUGUAAAGUUGUGGAGUACAGAGGCCAUCUCCAAACCACAGCCUGCUGCAUGUUCCUGCCUAUGACUCCUGGUGACACAGUUCGAGUAGCAACAUCCUCCCAUGACAGCUCAGUCAAAAUCUGGGAUCAGAAUACAGCAGUCUGUUUAGGGACGCUGGCUCUGGAUGGUGCUGGUCCACUGGUUUCUCUGGCUCCAAGUGAUUCCACUAAUCUGCUGUGUGCCAGCUUCAACAAUGGCCUCCACCAUAUCCAACUGGACCAGGGAUCACACCAGGCUCAGGGUUCUGGUGCAGUUUCGGGUGGCCUGGACAUUAAAGUUGUGGCACGUUUCUGACGGCCCCGAAGAGUCUGACCUGUGAACAGCCAGUGACUCAGGGAGCAGCAGCACUGGACGUGGGCAUCUUAUCAGUUCAUUUUUUUUUGUUUUGUUUUUUACUAUUUUCCAUAUUUCUAUAGACAUUUUUGCUUUACUAGACUGCCAUACAUUGAGGAAUGACAGAGGAGGCAUGAGAAAAGUAGGAGAUGAUGUUUGGACGAUGCAUCUUACCCAUCAUAGCUACUCUUGUCUGUCGGCCAAAAUACCUUUUGACUGAGGAGCAUACAAACACCAAAAUAAUUGUGCUUGGAGUCAUGGCCGGAUUUGACUUUGAGCAGGAAUUUCCUGUUGAUCUCUGUUGUGGUAAUUUGAUAAAAUGCCAACUAAUUUAGUGACAUGAGCGAACAGCAACACCAUUAGCUAAUACUGCAGGGCCCAUCUUAGCUGAUAUUGUAAGUGGUGGUCUGGGGCCCCUAUGCGGUUUCCUGCUUUGCUUGGUUGGUCAUCCAGCCUUGCCUUCAGUUUUGCUUUGUUGGACUAAACAAGAUAAACUGGAAUUCACUGUCUGCUUUAGGUUGACAGAACAUACUGGAUGCUUUAUACAUAUGUUGUAUUGCUUUUAUUGGUGUACUGAAUACAGGUUCAGAGGACAAGUUGAAGGUGAUUUUGGAGCAGAUGCUCAUUUGUUUGACAUUUUAAACUGACCAAACCACCAAAACCUCAAAAACCCCAGAUUCACAUGAUGUCUGUUGGUGUUUUUUGGUAAUUUAAUUAACAGCACAAGAACUUCAAGCACUCAAUUGCAGUAUCAACAAGAAAAGCACUCAGAGAGCGCAGUACUCCGCCAAGGCUGCUCGGUCGUUGUAUGAUUUCCCACGGAUAAGUCCGCGGUAGUCGAUUUGUCUGGCCUUCCCUGAAGAUCUCAUCCAAAUCCGUUUGUCCAUUUUUGAGUAAUGUUGCACACAGAUAAACAGACAGACAAACGUAUGCUGAUCGUCGCAUAACUUUGCCGCGUUUCUUGGCGGAGUAACUAAGACAGGCCCAAAAAACAAGGCGUGGAUAUGGAAAAUUGGAAGCAAUCGUAGAGCAGUAAAAUCAGCUAUUUAACCUGGUCGUACUAAGCCAUGACAGAGAAUUGAAAUCCAAGAGUAUCCAAUUGUUUUUUUCAGUAAUAUCAUUUUGUAGGUAAUGCUCGACUUUUGUUUGUCAAACAAGUUGUGAAGUCACCAAAACAGAGUAAGGAGGAAUGUGUUUAUACUGGUAUUAUUGAUUAGUUUGUACUGUAGCUUCAACCUGUCGAAUGUUAGACCAAAUGAGUAUCAAUGACACCAGAUUGUGUUAACAUACUUUGUUUUUAUGCAGAUUUCAACUGAUAGCAAUUUAAAAGAUACACAAGCUGAUAUUUUCAACAAAAUCUGCUAAUAGUUAAUGUUUUGUGCUGAUAGCCAAUAUAUUUUCAAUUCAAAAUUACUAUGCAAAAUUUCUGAGUAAUUCCCUUUUUCAUAAAAUAGUGUUUGAAUAAACAAAUAGAAAUUGAAAACACUGCAGAGGGAAAAUAAAGAUGCUUUGCAGCCUGUCGGCAUAAAACCUGCUACCAAUUGCUGACUUAAUAUGUUGUUUAAUUGAGAUUGGGAAUUUGUUAUAGAUACUGAACACUCCAGCUGUAGUUUAAUCACACAUUACAUCCCUAACCAAUAAUCUUGUCAACUUUAAUACCUUAAAAUGACAUAUUUUACCUUUUAGUUUAUAGAUAUCAAGGCGAUCAUCUCUCCAAAAAAAUGUGCUUGUUGCUAUAAUUUCCAAUUAGGAGCACCGGAGGAAUACAGUAGUCAGAUCACAUCUGGAUGCUAGUCUGAAGAGAGAUGUUAUUUUAAUACAAAUAGAACAGUGGUUUGAUUCAGGUUGACGAGAUGCAGCAACAAAAGACUGCAGGAAAAUUUAUGAGUUGCAAUAAGAAAACUCAAAUGUAAAAAAUGACAUUGUCACAAGGUGCUGAGGAGUCAACACUUUGGCUAUAAUUAAUUAUUUUUCUUAAUUUUAUUGAACACUACCUAUACUGGGGAACCAAAGGAGUUCAGACAGUUGAAUUUUUUGAGUUUUGUUUUGCUUGGGUAUUUGUCAGUCUAAAUGUGACAAGUAAUUUGAUUUUGUCAAUCUGUAUUUCUUACUUUAUCAUUAGGCAAUAAAUGAGGCAUUUUAUAAUCUUA